This is a messenger RNA of Paraphaeosphaeria sporulosa, 1674 nucleotides long. RefSeq lists its product as uncharacterized. Lineage: Eukaryota; Fungi; Ascomycota; Dothideomycetes; Pleosporales; Didymosphaeriaceae. Gene Ontology annotation, biological process: DNA-templated transcription. Bases 1 to 1674 code for a protein of 557 amino acids. The transcript has 3 exons. Gene Ontology annotation, molecular function: DNA binding; zinc ion binding. Gene Ontology annotation, cellular component: nucleus. The record is from RefSeq and is a predicted model, not a curated record.
AUGAGCGUUGGCAGGGACAUCAUAUCCAAGUGUGGACAGUUUGCCUUCUUAGAGCGGCUUGUGCGAACAUACUUCAGGAUCAAUCAAGGAUCAGCAAUGAUCGGUCCCUUGAUCACUAAUGCAUUGCCUCAUAUGCGCAGAGACAUUGAAUACAUCAACUCCAACUCCGAUAAUCCAUAUCCCUUACUAGCCGAGAUCACGAAGAACAGUACUCAGCCCCUCAAGGUCCCGCCGACCAUGCUCCCAUCCGAGUUUCACACGCUCUUCACAGGUCCGAACUUGCGGUGGGAAGCGAUAGGCCUCAUGAUGGCGCUGGCGGCUUCCUGUGCACAGUUCUCUCCACCAGAUGAUCCCUUGUUCACUCUUGAGAACGGAGAUAGGGUCAACAAGGACGACUUCAUCUUGGACAUGAUCCACGCCACCAACGACUGCAUCACCCUUUGUCAAGUCCAUGGUGCCGUGAAUGACAUCAUGGUCUGGCUAAUGUACAACAAUAUGCUCGUACAAAGUAAUUGGUACGGCGACAACUAUCACGGUGUAUGGCGUCGAACUGGCGAUGUUAUUUCGGCACUCCAUGCAGAAGGAAUCCAUUGCGAGAAUGCAGUCGUGAAUCCAUGCGAUGAGCCUCUGUUCCUUCGCGAGUCGCGCAGGCGAAUCUACGCUGCAGUGUAUCGAACCGACAAGAGCUUGGCUGACUUCUUCGGGCGUCCACCGAUGAUGCACCAGCGGUAUAGUGACCGACCGCUACCUCUGGAUCUUGACGACGAGGUCGUUACUUCCGACGACCAUGCGAUUGUAAAUGAAGUUAUAUCAAAACUCGAUGUCGACGGGUGGGCUCUUGAUGGUCAGAUUAGGCCAGCCUCGUGGAUACGAUUACGUGCUGCACUUGGUCGUGUCAAGGAGCGCUUCCUCGAAGCGUCGCUCACAGGAAAGAAAGAUGUCUUCAUGAUUGAAGAGAUAGAAGCAAUACGCGAGCAACAUCGAACGAACUGGGAGACUUCGCCCGCCCAUCUCAGAUACGACCUUUACGACAAUGAAGCUGUUUGGAGAAAUCUCAAACCAAGGGCGGCCUUGCGAAUGAUAGGAGCAUACCUCGACCACCUACAUGCAGGCUUCCAGAUUCAACGUCUUCUUCGCCGUCACACCCAAAACGCUCUUCCCGCCCUCCUUGAAAUCGCGAUGAACCUUCUCUCUACCGCUCUCAUUUUCAACAAAAAUCGAAACCACGAAUACAACGUGCAGCGACACUUUGCUACUUUGGUGUUGUUCUACUGUUUGCCAAGUGCAGGUGUUCUGGCUCUAGAACUCCGCCGCUGCACACUGGAAAAUUUACCGCUGCCAAACACAGUGUCGCGUGCUGACAUCAUUCGGAACUUAUCCGUCCUCAUAUCAUGUGUGGAGUGGGCAAUCGUACCGGACGACGGCAAUCAUCGCCUGUGCAGCGAGCUCAACAAGAUGAUUGCUCUUGUCUUGGACGAAGUGCUCAACUACCAACCUCCCUCGAACGAGGGUCAAACCGAUGGAGCUUCGGCAGUGCUCGCCGGGGUCGGAGCUGGUUUCUUCGACCUCCCAAUGAUAGAUGGCAUGGAGCCUAUUCCAACCGAAAGCGAGGACUUCUUGAACUGGCUGGAUAAUGCGAAUUGGAAUAAUACGGUGGGUCCAGGCCGGUUUUGA